GGUUUGCAGAAUGGUCCCGCCCAUAACCAUCAUCAACAUCCGGCGUUCACCAACAGUGGCGCCUUGACGCCUGAAAGUUUGCACCAUCCUGGGCACCAUCCGAACCCCAGUAAUACGAACAACAAUAACAACGGUACAGUGAAAAUAUGCUGCGGGUGCGGGAGCAAAAUUUUGGAACGGUUCCUUCUCGAGGCCCUGGACCGUUACUGGCAUAACGGAUGUUUAAAGUGUUCAUGUUGUGGAGCCAUGUUGGGCGAUAUUGGAACUUCGUGUUACACCAAGGGUGGGAUGAUUUUGUGCAAACAGGAUUACAUCAG
Dendroctonus ponderosae (mountain pine beetle) is the source of this 317-nucleotide messenger RNA. RefSeq names its product LIM domain only protein 3-like. NCBI's taxonomy places the organism in Eukaryota, Metazoa, Arthropoda, Insecta, Coleoptera, Curculionidae. The record is from RefSeq and is a predicted model, not a curated record.